This is a messenger RNA of Ambispora leptoticha, 471 nucleotides long. Lineage: Eukaryota; Fungi; Glomeromycota; Glomeromycetes; Archaeosporales; Ambisporaceae. The record is from the annotation of a GenBank genome assembly.
UUAUUGAAUUCGUCUGCAGAUGAAGGUACUACCAUGGUAGAAAACACAACGAUGAUGGAUAUGUCAAACAUCAACAGUUCUAUAAUUCCGGGAUCUAUGGAAUACAUAUUACUUAACCCUCUCGAUAACUCUCUAUCAUCAAUCCAUCAUCGAUCUUCGAAUUUUGCAUUGAAUGAUGAUGCAUCAACAUUACUGCCUCCAUUAUCUCCCAUAUCAAGUCAUGGAACCAUACGAUCAUCGUCGCCUGCAUCUUCAUACAUCACAGCCGAUGAGUCUUUUUCACCAAUGAAUCAGUAUUCUUUCGAUGUGACGGACGACGAGAACACAUUAAUUGAUGAUAGAGAUGAAGAAAAUGAUUGUUCACUUGCCAAGGAACCACAACUAUCAACUCCCAUGCAACGCGUUGAAGUAGCAACUCGUGGAGGACACAAAAUCAUCACUGAUGUUAAAUUGGAUGUGCAACAAAUACAG